Molecule: messenger RNA, 2374 nt
Organism: Durusdinium trenchii
Lineage: Eukaryota; Dinophyceae; Suessiales; Symbiodiniaceae
Source: the annotation of a GenBank genome assembly
GCUCACCAACACAGUGGACGGCUUCAACUUGUUUGUCCGCUAUGUCCACGCCAGUCAUGAGCGAAAGAUCAGAGAGUUACGGAAGAAGUGGGACAAGUCAGCGCUGGAAGAGGCCAUGUCCAUGUCCCAGCUACUGGCUUCGUUCAUUGUGGAACUGCAGCAGCAGCAUGCGGUGAGCACAGCACUCAUUGAAGAGAAAGCUAUCAAUCCAUUUUUGAGCGGAGACGCCAACCUGGAAUUGGAACUACAAGCAGCAGUGAGUGAGUGCAAAGCCGACGCGCAGCCAGCGGACAUCUCAGUGUUCAAGGAAAUUUUGGCCGUGAUCCUAUCCAAACGUGACUCAAAACUUGCAGCAACUGGCCAAGGACCCCGCAUAACCGCCGGAGAAUUGGAGCUCCAAGCCUUCAAUGUGAUGAUGGCAAGCGCCGACCACGAUGUGGCCGCAUUUUCUGCAUGGCGCCUAAAAUGCUCAGAUAGAGAAAGCGCACAGUAUUUUCAGCAGUUACAGCACAGCGCCCGACGACAGAAACAAGCAAGGGAAAUAGCAGCCAGCGUGACCGAGGCCGGACCAACGUGGCUAAUGCAAUUGGAAGUUUUCCAGAAGCAGGACAGCGCCAAUUUUGCUACCGUCUCUGCAGCAAAUUUGUGUGGUGGCAUCGUGAACGGGCUCGGUCGCUCCAUCGGAGUCUGCCUAAGCCCCAUUCACUUUUACAAGCGCGGGAGCUUGCGCAAAGCCGAACAGACAUGCCUGACCAUGUUGACAAACGCAGCUUUAAACAGCGAUUUGCGGUUCGCCCUGGCAUAUGCCUGCAAGACAGACGAGCGCGAGAAACGCCCCAUGCUGCAGCCCGGCAUCAUCCUACUCCCUGGUGGACCGGAUGAGUCGGCUUCUCACAAAGUGGUGUGGCAAACAUGGCGGGCAUCCGGUAUGCUAAGCAAAGGCGCCAUCACAGAGGUCACAAUGAACCCAUCCAACUCAAUGCACGUGAUUGAGGACAUGCGGGACGAUGCGCUUCCAGACUCAUCGGACACCGCCACUCAUGUCUCUCAGGCAGAGAAGAGUAUUCAGAUAGGGGAAGACGCUGCGCGCAAGCUGCUGCAGGCUGCAUUGCCUCAAGGUUUGAGCCGCGCAGCUAUCUUGAUUUGUGAUCUGUCCGCUCACACCCUGGACCUAGCAAAGGCGGUGUACCGUGAGAAGGUUGCAAAAUCCAUCACGACACCCUUGUAUUAUGUAGGCUUUGCCGAGAACGAUGCCGAGAAAGAGUGGCAAACGCAUCAUCUGCAUGGCUGGCUGAGCGAAGGCUUUUUGAACGGAUCGAUCCCUUUACCGCCGGGAGCACCAGUUCUGAUGUCUAAAGAUUUGCCAGCUGAAUCAGUCAGCGCGCUUCCACCCAAGCCGGACCUCAGCACGCUCAAUUGGUCACAGAAAAAGGACAGCAGUGGUCUUCCGUCACUGGUGACACCGCCCAAGUUACUGACAGCGUGGCAUGACCAUGCGGUGUACGGUGGUCAGUUUCAGGAAUGGCUAGCCCGAACACGGGCCGCCAUUCCACUGGACCUCGCUGAAUGCGCUUCGGCAAAGGCAGCCGCAACCAAUAAAAGAGCCGCUGGCCAGGCGGAUGCUUCGGUCCAGCCACCUCAAAAAAAUCCGCGAGGCAGCCCCGACGAGGAAGAGGAUGCCGCUGCAGCUACUACCAUGGCAGCAGCCACCAUCCCUGCCACAGAUGUGCCAAAGCCUUUGGCGUGGCAAGCAACACUGCCAGGAAACCAGACCAAAGGAAAAGUCGGCAAAUUAGUGAUCGCGGUCGGAAAGCGUGUGUUCGUGGUGAAUGACAGCACUGCGGAUCUGCUCUUGCCAGCGGGCUCCACACUUGCGGGCUACUACAAAGGAAAAUUUGUGUCUUUCAAAGGCAAAAAUGCCGACGAUGAGCAGCGGUCUGGGGAUGUGCACUUCAAACUACAAGAUGCCAGCAGCAUAGUCCUCUACGAGGGCAAACUGAUUCCUGCGGGCACUGUCGUGGCGCAGAAAAAGGCGGUGACACCCUUGACCGCGAAAGUCUGCUACCACGAAAUUGUCGAGCAACCCACUGCAGCUGACAGCAAGUUUUUCACCCUGACAGUCACCAACCCGAUUGCAUUUCGACCCGAAAAUGCCCCAACGAGCGAAGACAAAAAGGACAAAGACGGUUGCCACAGUCUCCCUCAGUCAAGCAUGGCUGGCUGCUUGGAAGCCCAUGAGUGGGAAACUAAGCAUACCAGCGUUGCCUGGGUCAUGAAGUGGCAAGCCAGAGGCUUGCAGCCGGUGCGGCCCGUAGUGGUCAUGACGCAGAAGCUAUCAGUGAAAGCCGGGGAGGCGGUCGAAUUGGUCAAGUAG